UAAAAAAAAAAAACACCUUCCCAUUCGAACCAAAGAUCAAUCACGAUUUAAAAAAAACGUAUCAAGUACUAGCAUCGAACAGCAGUAAACUAUAACCAAAAGACACACACACACACCAUUAGACCUUUAAACCAUUAGACUAUUAGACCUCUAGAUCACUAUGGAUGAAACCGAACUGAUUAAUCUGAAGAACGAGGUAGCAACCAUCGAGUCUGCGCUGCAAGCUGAUCCUCAAAAUGAAGAACUCUUGAACCUCAGGACUGAACUUCUCGAACUAGUUUCUCUUACAGAGAAUAUGCUAUCACAGCAAAGGCAGCAACAGGCGCAUGUAGCAGCAUCAACAACAGCAGCGGCGGUGGCAACGACACUAGCUACUACAGCAAUAGGAAUAACGGCAGCAGGUUCACCGUCGUUAUCCAGUCCGUCCAUCACUUCAUCUCCUGUUUCAGCGCACGGUUCUGGUUUUUCAACUCCUAACAAAGCUUCGCCAUCAAUAGCAAGUACAGACAAGACAAUCUCAGGAGCACGAUCUCAAUUAGAUCCAUCAAAGCAACCCGUCUUUCAACCUUCUCCUCCUCCACGAAAUUGGGCUGUAGGUGAUCGCUGUCGAGCUCUCUAUCCUGCUGAUGGGAAAUUUUAUGAGGCUACGAUCUUGACAAUUGGAGGAUCAGGACAGGUCUUCUCGGUUCAAUAUAAAGGUUAUGAAUCUAGUCCCCCUACUACCGUCGGACCAGAGGACCUGAAGCCACCUGUUGAUAAAAGCAAAUAUCAGCAAAAGCAUCAUAAACAUAAUCAUCAUGGAGCAGCUGCUGAUGAGUCUUCAAAGAAACGUGGGGCAGAAUCACCAGGAGCAGGGGCAGCAGCAGCAGUCGGACAAAAUAAUGCUAAAAAACCAAAGACAGUCAAUGAGCAGGUUCAGAAACAGAUGGCAUGGCAGAAUUUUGCGAAAGGAGGCGCAAAGAAAGGAGGCGCAAAGGCUGCACCUGUUCUUAAGAAGAGUAUUUUUGCGACACCAGACAAUCCUGAAGGCAAAGUUGGCGUUGUUGGAAGUGGAAAGGGCAUGACACAGUUCCAACAGCGUGGAAAGCACAUCUAUGGCAAUAGUCAGCAGCGACAGCAGCAAUAGCAUCUCUUUUAAUAUUCUUGAAUAGAGAGGGGAGAGAGAGAAAAAAAAAAGUGACGAGAAGGCAAAUCAAGAACAGCAAGCAAGCAUUAGCACAAACAGAGGCAGCAAACAGCAACAAAGCAACGAAAGCGCUUUUUCCUUAUAUCCUUUAGGCGAUUCCUAAAUUAAAGGAUGUCAACUCUUUCUUUCUUUUUUUUUUUAUACCAUUUUCUGCCUGCAAUGCCCUUUUGUCUUUUUUAUUGCUCCGGU
Molecule: messenger RNA, 1375 nt
Organism: Lobosporangium transversale
Lineage: Eukaryota; Fungi; Mortierellomycota; Mortierellomycetes; Mortierellales; Mortierellaceae
Exons: 2
Coding region: 161-1126 (321 amino acids)
Biological process (GO): mRNA processing; negative regulation of DNA-templated transcription
Cellular component (GO): cytoplasm; nucleus
Molecular function (GO): RNA binding; DNA-binding transcription factor activity
Source: RefSeq, a predicted model, not a curated record